AAAAGCUUCCAUCUUCAAAAUUUGGCAUCCAUAAAAUUAAACCAACGGUUUUUAAAACAAUAAUCAAAUCAAGCAUACUCGUAUACUAUGCAUUUAUACAAAAUAAUCUUAACGUUUUUGUUGUUGUUUAGUGUUGUUUUUAAAGUGACUAGUCUAAAGGAUAUUAAGGAUAAAGCAAGUUAUUUAGUUAGAGUUCGACAGAAUUGUCCUUACUGUACAAGAUAUAUCCGCAGAGUCUGCAGACCGAUCUUUAGUUCUGAAUGCCAGGAAUAUAGAAUAAAUAAAGAUGUUGAAGAUGCCUUAAAACGUAUUCAGCGGUUUAAAGUGAGAAUAGAGGAGAGGGAAGACGCAGAUGACAGCUUUUUCGACGAUCCAUUUUUUGACAAUUCUUUGGAAUAAAGAGUUUUUGUUUUAACAAAUCAUAAUCAUCUAGUUAUUUUAAUAGUAUAAACUGUAUCUGCUUUCGAUUUAUGAUGUUAAAUAAAAUAAACGAAUAAAUUUUCAGUUUGACAUC
Diabrotica virgifera virgifera (western corn rootworm) is the source of this 514-nucleotide messenger RNA. RefSeq lists its product as uncharacterized. Bases 88 to 399 code for a protein of 103 amino acids. The transcript has 3 exons. The record is from RefSeq and is a predicted model, not a curated record. Lineage: Eukaryota; Metazoa; Arthropoda; Insecta; Coleoptera; Chrysomelidae.